AUGACUUCCGAAUACUCGUCGAAUCCUGAUAUCAGGAUGUUCGGUAGUCCCGCCACAGAGGUUGAGAAACCAACAUUUGAGCUCGUCGAGAAGGUCAAGAAGAACAUCUGGAUUGUCACGAGGAAGGGAGACCCGCGACGAGAGAAGUAUCUUGCCAGUCCUAGCAGCUCUUUCGGAGUGAAGCCUGAUGGUACUGUCGAUGUCACAAAAGCACAUCGAGAGGCUGAAGCUCUCAACACACUUCUGUCGACCCAUAAUCAAGCAUACACUAUCCGCCAGAUCCUCAAUCACGAAAACCUCAUUUCCAUCGUUGGUGUCAUAGAAAAUUGGCCUUUCAGCAAGUCACAAACAUCUGACAUUGUCCCGGAAAACAAUGUCCAGAUGCUCGUCUGGGACUUUGGUGAUGCUGGUAACCUCAGCGCUUUGUUCCGCCAUUAUCCCUGCACAAGUCCUGAGUUCUAUCUACCGGAAUCUCUUUGUUGGCACGUUCUGCGAUCUUUGAUUCGCGCAGUGACUUAUCUCCAUGACGGGAAACGACUGGCUUACCGGCCCGAGCAACUUGGUCGUCAUAUGGUCAGGGAAUGGGUUUCUGUAAACACCGAUUGGUUCCCAAUUCUGCAUCGUUGCAUCGAGCCUAUGAAUGUUUGGCUUCAGCAUCCUCGAGGCAAUGAGACCUAUGGUCAAUGCAAAUUGGGCGAUUUUAGCAACGCAGCUGUCACAUGCCACGUUGUGGAUGAUCAAUUCGAUCCUGACACUAUUCACUCAGACUCGAAGGGGAUGGCAUUAGCUACAAAGGAGGGGAUGUGGCGACUGGAGGAUGCUCGAUCUGACCAUCGUGUCCCCCCGGCGUCGAUUCCGAACGAGGGAGAUCGACCCUAUACCCUCGGAGAUGAGUUGUGGUCUAUUGGUGUGACGAUUUUCACCAUGAUGACUGGCCAGGCUCCAACUUACUACUGUGAGGAGUGCGGUUGUUCACAUGUCGCUUUUUGCGCAGACGGUGGCUGUCUGGAGAAAGAGGCCACUGCAAAAGGAUGUGGCUGCUUGCUUGGUGGGUGUGAGCAUAUAAGCCAGACGGAAUGUAAAGAAGAGGUCUCAGGAUGGCCCGAUUGUCCAGCUUGGCAUAAUUGCUCCGAGUUCACCAUCAACAUCCAUUCGUACCUUGCACGAGCUCGUUACACCAAACCAUUGCGUGCCAUGAUCAUGGUAAUGCUGGGAUACAACCCUGCACAGAGAAUUGAACCAUGGGUUAGAAUGGCAGAGGUUGCGCAGAUGGUGGAGCUCGCAUAUGGACAGUGGAAGCAAGAGACUGAGGAGGGGAGACUCUACGUGGAUGUUGAGGAUGACCUACUUCAGAGAGCUACACAAUGA
Molecule: messenger RNA, 1368 nt
Organism: Fusarium tjaetaba
Lineage: Eukaryota; Fungi; Ascomycota; Sordariomycetes; Hypocreales; Nectriaceae
Exons: 2
Coding region: 1-1368 (455 amino acids)
Biological process (GO): peptidyl-serine phosphorylation; protein autophosphorylation; autophagy
Cellular component (GO): cytoplasm; autophagosome
Molecular function (GO): ATP binding; protein serine/threonine kinase activity
Source: RefSeq, a predicted model, not a curated record